AUGGCCGUCAUCCACAUAGACGCCCAACUCACUGUCGGCGGCCCUUCUAUCACAGAUCCCAUCGAACGGAGCAAAGGUUUCGAGUUCGCCCUCGUCAGCCGACACAAGGACAAAGCUGCUUUAGCAGAGUACCAGGCGUCCAAAGAACACCACGAUGUCACCAGCAAGUUGCUAUGGCCGUUUCAAGAAGACGUGUGCCGCUUCGACUUUGAGACAUCGGAGGAGGAUUCAAGCAAGUCUUUAAUCUAG
Messenger RNA from Diaporthe amygdali, 249 nucleotides. RefSeq names its product dimeric alpha-beta barrel. The record is from RefSeq and is a predicted model, not a curated record. The transcript is spliced from 3 exons. The coding region runs from base 1 to 249 and encodes 82 amino acids. NCBI's taxonomy places the organism in Eukaryota, Fungi, Ascomycota, Sordariomycetes, Diaporthales, Diaporthaceae.